This is a messenger RNA of Trypanosoma grayi, 657 nucleotides long. RefSeq lists its product as hypothetical. The record is from RefSeq and is a predicted model, not a curated record. The transcript has a single exon. The coding region runs from base 1 to 657 and encodes 218 amino acids. Lineage: Eukaryota; Euglenozoa; Kinetoplastea; Trypanosomatida; Trypanosomatidae.
AUGGAUGAAUAUGACGCUGUAGACGCCGACGAGUUAGUGGCCAGGGCGAUCGGCUCCGCGGCGUCCCGACAGCAACACGAGAGAAGAAGGGGGCCCCAGUGGGAUGCGCUGCUUGCGGGCGGCGACGAUGAUUCAUGUAUCCACCCCCCGAGUAUAUCGGUGAAACAGUUGCUCCAGCAGGAGGAGGCACCACAGGGUGGUGAUAUCGCCAGACCAAUAGCAAAGAAACUCGACCUGGAUGCGGACGCUGAGGAGUUGACAGCGAUUCAGAGUCUAAUCGAUACGCAGUACGCCUCGUGCACCAGUAGUGGCAACGUUGCCGAUGGCAAUGAUGCCUGGCGUGCCCCGCUACCUCCACGGCCGGUGCCUCACUCUGUGCCAGCCAGUUUCAGAGAAACAUCGCAGCAGCUAUCUGACAUAGCACUUUAUGGUGCAGUCUCCCCACCGAAGCGCGCCUCGUGCAGUGAGGGUGUGCAGUGUGACAUGGGGUCCGCUAGGAGGGCAGGGGCAUUGCAGCAACAGCAACAGUUGCGGCAGGUUAUGCCGAGUGAUCCUGUGGAUGCCGUUCGUCUCUUAGCACAGCGUGUUCGUGCGCUUGAGAUGGACCGUUUCGGGCAUUCAGAAGUGUUCACUUCCAAACUUCUUCAGCAGCUUUAG